ACACUCCCUUGUCAUGGCGGCCCCGGCCCUGACCUUCGUCCGGAGGUUGUGUUGGCGGCCACUCCGCGAUAUAAGGUGAGCCCCCAUCGCCGUCGCACCGCCUCAGCGGCUGGGGGUUCCGGCGCCGUCCUGCCCUGGGGAAGGGACCGCGCCGCGAACGGCCGUCUCCCCGCCGCGCUCCCGGGGCAAGCGCAAGCUGUUUCCAUUCCAGCGAUUCACCUGCACAUGACUGCAGCCACCAUGCAAGUCAGCCAGAAAGACUUUGAAAAAGCUCAACAACAACUGAAGCUUUUGAAAAAGGAUCCUGGGAAUGAAACGAAGUUGAAGCUCUACGCUUUAUUUAAACAGGCUACUGAAGGUCCCUGCAAUUCUCCAAAACCAGGUAUGCUGGACUUUGUCAAGAAAGCCAAGUGGGAUGCGUGGAAUUCUCUUGGCGAUUUGUCUCAGGAUAAUGCCAGACAGAAAUAUACCGAACUUGUCUCAAGUCUGGUCUCUGCAGAGUCUGCUGUCCAGAAAGAAGAUGCCUCUCCAGAAGAGGGCAGACAUGAUGGCUAUGAAACAAUAAUAGUUACCACCAAAAACAAUAUCACAAAGAUAAUGUUUAACCGACCUGAUAGGAAAAAUGCCAUCAACCACAAGAUGUACAGAGAAAUUAUCAAAGCACUUCAAGAAGCUGGAAAAGAUGAUUCUACCAUAGCAGUUAUUACUGGAAAUGGAGACUACUAUAGUAGUGGAAAUGAUCUGAAUAAUUUUACUAAUAUCCAGCCUGGUGAAAUGAAGAAGAUGGCAAGCGAUGGAGCAGUAUUACUCAAAGAGUUUGUGGGUUGUUUUAUUGAUUUUCCCAAACCACUGAUUGCAGUGGUAAACGGCCCGGCUAUUGGAAUCUGUGUAACAGUCCUUGGAUUGUGUGAUAUCGUCUAUGCUUCUGACAGGGCUACGUUUCACAGCCCAUUUAGUCAACUUGGACAGAGCCCAGAAGGAUGUUCCUCUUAUCUGUUUCCAAAGAUCAUGGGGUCAGCUAAGGCAAGUGAGAUGUUGCUUUUCAAUAAAAAGCUGACUGCAGAGGAAGCCUGUGCCCAGGGACUUGUGACAGAAGUCUUCCCCGACAGGACUUUUCAGAAGGAAGUUUGGGAAAGAUUAGAAGCAUAUGCAAGCCUCCCCAGAAAUUCCUUGGCAGUGUCAAAGCAACUGUUACGAAGUAUGGAAAAGGAGAAGCUCCAUGAAGUCAACAGUAAAGAGUGUGAAGUCUUGAAGGAGAGGUGGCUAUCUGAUGAAUGUAUAAAUGCUAUUGUCAGCUUUUUUCAGAAGAAAUCAAAACUCUAAUCUUCACCAGUAGAAUAACUCACCUUCUGGCAAUAGCUUAAUUUGCCUUUAUCGUUAAUAAACGUUCUCUUCAAGUGAUAAUUCUGACACCUUUUGAUAUGCUUCUGAGUACUGGGUUAAAACUAGUUCAUAAAAUUUAUACAGUGUUAUGUGCCUUGCAUCCAUCAUGGAUAUUUAGGUUGGAGGAAAAAAGGUUCAUUAUUCUGUAGGCAGCAAUGAUGUUUCUGAAUAAUUCUGAAGCAGAUUGUCAAUAGCACCAUAUUUUGAUAGCUCUUCAAUAAAUCUUACACGUGAUUCUUUUUAUUCAUCUGUGGGGAAGCAAAUACUGUAUUAAUGAAAAAAUAAAUAGAAAUAUUUAAUUACUGUUGUGCUGAUUCUUACUCCUUCUGUUAAACAUCCUUGGUGAGACGGGAAGUGGUUCCCAGAGGUGUAUUAAUAUAAUAGUCUUACAAAAAGUAUUCACUUAACUAACUUGAAAAUUCUCAAAGAUGUUUGUGAGCUUUAUGGUUCUAAUCUUAUUUUUCCAUAAAUUGCUUCAUGUUGCCCUUUUUCUGUGAAAAAUCCCAUUAAAGAGAGUAUGACCUUUUA
Molecule: messenger RNA, 1911 nt
Organism: Chroicocephalus ridibundus (black-headed gull)
Lineage: Eukaryota; Metazoa; Chordata; Aves; Charadriiformes; Laridae
Gene: ECI2
Product: enoyl-CoA delta isomerase 2
Exons: 10
Coding region: 226-1323 (365 amino acids)
Cellular component (GO): mitochondrion; peroxisome
Molecular function (GO): fatty-acyl-CoA binding; delta(3)-delta(2)-enoyl-CoA isomerase activity
Source: RefSeq, a predicted model, not a curated record